AAAACAGAACUGUCAAGUACAGGUACCGCAUUCAUUAUUUAUCGCAGAUUAGAAUAAUUCUUCAGCUCUGUGUGAGAUGUAAGCAUUCGCCAAUAAGCUAAGCUUGCGCGUUUGAAUAUCUAAUUUACCAGGACAGUUAGCUACAAAAUAUUGUACAAUGGCGAGUGAAACUCCAAGCGAAAAAGAGGCUAAAGAACGGAGAGAGAGGCAGGACACACAGUUUCGAUUGGCAUUGUUUGCUAUUGGAUUAUUAUCACUUGCAUGGUUCCUGGGUGCUUUUGGCUUCUCGUAUUUAUGGUGUGUUUUUCUUAUUCCCCUUUAUUUCACGGUAUUUUAUCGUAAAAACAGUCGAAUCAUUGAAGGCCGAGUCAAGGAGGCAGAGAUCUACGUACAUCAAAAGAAAGCACUUAGAGACGAGGAAACAACAGAAUGGCUGAACUUCAUUUUAAACCGUUGGUGGAAUUUCAGUGAAGCAUCAUUAUGCCAACUUGUUCGAGGAGCGCUGAAUCCCGUGCUGGACUACAGCAGACCAUCAUUCAUAGAAAACAUGGAGCUGGUGGAGUUCUCGUUUGGUAAAAGAACACCUUUUCUAAAGUAUGUCAAGGUCUUUGAAAACAUCGACGAAGGUGACUCACCGAACAUACCAGCCACAACUGACAACGCUUUUCAGCCUCCCGAUGAUAUCCAAAAGAGACAACGACAUUUACUUGUUUUAAAUAUGGACCUGUGCUUAAAUGCACCAGACACGAAAAUCAUUAUUCGCGUCAGACUUGGAGGAAAAAUGGUUGGUGCUGAUGUGGAUGUAAGUCUUGAGGAUGUUAAUCUAUCUGGCCGAAUGCAGAUUGUAUUUGAGAUGGAUCACGUCAUACCAUUUCCACACAUGAAAAGUGUUGCAGUGACUUUCUUGGAAAAGCCUCAAGUAGACUUUGACGUGUGUAUGUUACGGGCUGUGCAAGUCAUGGAUAUACCGAUGUUGAAGGAUUUCAUCAAUGCUUUGGUUAUGGAUAGUCUAACGUAUGCCCUUGUUGAUCCUGGAAGGAUUGAAAUUCCCUUGUACAGUGUUGAUGCAGAAGAGCUCCUGAACGCAUCGCGAAAAUCAGCUUAUGCUGCUGGAGUUCUUACGUUAACAGUGAAAGGAGGACUUCCACAGAAAUUUACAGACGACCAAAUCUUCACAUCAUUCAAGAUUGGCGACCAGGAAGAAAAAUGCUCAGAGAAAAUUCAAGGAGGAACGACCUGGGAGGAAUCAUUUUCGCUUCUUGUUUACGACCUGCCAACUGACAAUGUUGCCAUUGAGAUCAGAGGCAAGAGAGUAUUCGGUACAAAGUAUGUUUUAGCCAAGUACAAAAUCUUCUUGAACACCCUUGGUCUUGAAAAGAAGAAAAAAGUUGACACAGUUCUUGAGAAGGAAGGAAUCAAAGGUUCUCGACUUGAAGUGACGCUCGAAUACACUACAUUGAAACACGUUGAAAUUAGUAGUCGAACAGACGAGAAGGAGUUUAUGGAAAAAUACAACAUGAACGAGCCUGUUAAUGAAGUUUCUGGUGUUCUCCUUGUUGUCCUGCACAGUGGUUCUAAGUUACUAUCAAUGGAUGCUGAUGGAUACAGCGAUCCUUACUGUAUCAUUACCGCCAACAAGGAGAAGAUCAAGACUACCACGCAUGUACAAGGAACAGUGAAUCCCGUUUGGGACUCCAUAACAGAGUUUUUCGUGAAAGACAUAACUAAGACAAACUUAUUCUUCUUGGUGUACGACCGUGAUCGUAACUGGCAAGGCUUGUCAGACGACUUCAUGGGAUCUUGUCCUUUGAAUCUAACUGCUGAGGAGCCUGCUGUCAUCAAACAAAAGAUCAACCUAAAGUACAAAGUUUUUGGCAAAAAGCGAUCAGAAGAUUCGUUCAUGGAUGCUGGGUCCAUCUUGGUGUCCGCGGUGUUCAGACCCGUGGAAUCCGUCAAGAAAUCAGAAAAAGAGGGUGACUUGACUCCUAUCGAAAGUGGUGAUGUUAUUGAAGACAUAAAUGAACACGCCAAAAAGCACACGAUGAAGAGUAGUAUGAAAACUAAACGACAAAUUGAAGAAAUGAUGUUGAUUAAAGAACGUGGAGUCCUUGUUGUCACUCUACUUCAAGGAAGAAAUCUUGUGUCUAUGGAUAGCAAUGGUCUUAGCGACCCUUUCUGUGUUGUACGAGUGAACAAUUCCAAGAAGUUCAAGACUAACGUAAUUUAUGAGAGCUUAACGCCAGUAUGGAAUGAAUCUGUGUCCAUCGCGAUGCCACAAGGAAACGAUAAACUUAUCAUUGACAUGUUCGACAAAGACGUUUUUCAAAACGAUUUCAUGGGAUCUGUAACAUUUACACCAGAGGACAUUGAAGAAUUCAGCAAGAAAGGAGCAACCUGGCACACACUAAAAGACGUCGAUAAUGGAGAGAUAGAGAUACGACUUAAAAAAUGUAAUCCAGGAGAACAGGUUCCAGACGUUGGUGAAGACGUCGAGGAUGAGAAGACAGAGCAAGAAGCGGGUGAUUCUGGGAUAGGAGAGUCAGGGGGGGACUCAGGACAAGCUGAGGGCAAGGACGCGUUUGCUGCUGCACUCGACAGCAUUGAAGACCAAGCAAACACUGAAGGUCCCCCUGUGUAUUUUAGUGUAUCUGGUGAAGUUAUUCAGGUGUCCGAUAUAAAAGGAUGGGGAGCUGUCACCAUCAAGGGACGAGCUGAAAUACCUCGUAAAGGCCGACGAGGAACCAUCAAAUACGAACAGGUACCUAUGGUCAGCACGCCGCCAUUAGCUCCAGAGAGUGGAAUGGUGAAAUGGAAUAAUAUAUUCCAGACUUCUGGUGGCCAAUCUAUUCCAAACGACGCAGUCCUUGUUUUCGAAUUGAGAGAUGGGAAAAAGAAAACACAAGGGAUAUGUAAGACACCUAUUAAGGACUUCUUCAAAGGUCACCACUUUAAAAUUGGAAAAAAGUCAGGAAACAACAACGACGAAAAAUGCUCAGUUACCAGCUGGCUCAACCUUGAAUAUGACGGAAUGCCGGCGGGUCGUUUGCAGCUUAUGUUAUCCUAUUCCGAUGUCCCAGAUGCACCGAUCGCCACAACUAAGAAAAAAUCGUUGCUCAAGAGGAUAUCAUCCAAUCCCACGAUUUGAAUCGAUACAGUCAUAUGUUCUUGCCACAAUCAUUCGUGUUUUUUUGUUUUGUUUUGAUUGGUGUUGGGAUAAACUUAACGUCUCACAUUACCGCACUAGCAAUGGUCACACGUUGAAUGGCCUGGGGACGUAAUUAGGCUUUUACCAAGCACAGAUUCAUUUUAUAAUUCUACAUGUGAUCACCAGAUAGACACGGCAGGUCUAUCAGAACAGGACCGUUGCACAUUCUAGAUGUCAUAGGUAUUUUAUCAAAUUACGUUUUUAUGUAUUUAUGAAUGUAGGUUGUUUUUCAAUGUAGUCGUCAAGUACAGUGUGGGUUUGUAAUAAAAGAUAGAUACCAACUUAAACUGUCAAGAACCUGCUCUCCUUAGAACGAAGUUCAGUUCUCUCAAAUAAUUUCCACUCAUCUCGUUGUCCAUCUCUACCGCCCGCUAUUAAUGGUCCAACAGAUGCCUUUGCGUGAAGGAUUGCCGAUAAAACCACUUCAAAGUUUCGUAGUCUCCUCUCGCAGCCGUUAGGACGUUCGUUCCCAGGUCACUCCAGGAGACUAAAGUUUCGUGACGUGGUGAAAACUUCUUAAAUUUACUCGUUUUCGUAUGAUUAACGCUGUUGACAAAUAGGUACUUAAAUGGAGUCUAGAAUGUAUCAAACGGAACACCAGCUUUGGAUAGGAUGAGAAUACAACUAUUAAUGAUCGAUUAAAAUGCCAGAUUAUAAAACUUUACAUUGAAUGGAGGAGUCCACAAGGACAGUUGCUUGUAUUGAUAAUGUCGGCUGUUAUUAAUAAACAGAAGUCAAAUUAAUGACCAUUUUUUGCCUCUGGCAAAG
Molecule: messenger RNA, 3973 nt
Organism: Exaiptasia diaphana
Lineage: Eukaryota; Metazoa; Cnidaria; Anthozoa; Actiniaria; Aiptasiidae
Product: tricalbin-1
Exons: 28
Coding region: 158-3145 (995 amino acids)
Molecular function (GO): lipid binding
Source: RefSeq, a predicted model, not a curated record